This is a messenger RNA of Homarus americanus (American lobster), 1311 nucleotides long. RefSeq lists its product as uncharacterized. The record is from RefSeq and is a predicted model, not a curated record. NCBI's taxonomy places the organism in Eukaryota, Metazoa, Arthropoda, Malacostraca, Decapoda, Nephropidae. The transcript has a single exon. Bases 1 to 1311 code for a protein of 436 amino acids. Gene Ontology annotation, molecular function: nucleic acid binding.
AUGGCUCAGUCAAUCAACGAUGCAAGAUGCACUCGACGAAUAACGAGCCAAGUAAGGAAAAUCGUAUUGAAUAUCUACAAGUAUCUCCGAUAUCAAGAUGUACAACAAAGUGAAACUGACAUCGAGCUAAGGACUGCCUCUGUUACGGGGAUCUCCGUUCGAUCUCUUCACAGAAUAAAACAGCAACACAGAGUUGGUGUAAUAAAAUCUCCACCUUCUAGGACCAGGAUAUCGCCAGUGAUGGGAACGGUGGAUGAUUUUGAUAAGGACUGUAUACGACGAGAGGUACUCGCUUUCUAUGAGAGGGGUGAAAUUCCAACCGUGAACGCUCUGCUGAAAAGGGUGAAGAAACCACCUGUUAGAUUCUCUGGCGCCUAUUCUUCACUCCACAAGAUUGUGAAACAACUUGGGUUUCGUUUUAAGAAAGUACAAAGUGGCAGAUGCAUUUUAAUGGAAAGAAAUGAUCUUGUUGUUGCAAGAAACAAAUACCUGAGACUCAUUGCUGAAAACAGAAAAUCCAGCAGCCCAAGGCCAGAAAUAUAUUUAGACGAAACUUGGGUAAACCAAAACGAGUGUUGGACAAUGGCUGAUGGAUCUGUAGACCCAAAACUGAAAACCGGGAAAGGAGCUAGAUAUAUUAUUCUGCAUGCUGGUGGGGAAGAUGGAUUUGUACCUGGGGCUUUUUUAUUUUUUAGAUCAAGCAAUGGUAAUAAGGGGGAUUACCAUGACAGCAUUAAUCACACAUGCUUCCAGUCUUGGUUCCAGACACAGUUACUCCCAAACAUUCCAGCUCAUUCUCUCAUAGUGAUGGAUAAUGCAUCAUAUCAUUCUCAAAUUUUAAAUAAAGCACCAGCCAGUAAUUCCAAGAAAUGUGAAAUUAUCCAGUGGCUAACAGAACACAAUAUUGCUCAUGACCCAUCCCAUACAAAAUUUGAACUUCUUAGUCUUGUCAAAUCACACAAAAAUAAGCAGGUAUAUGAAGUUGACCAAAUAGCCUGUGAUGCUGGUCAUGAAGUACUUAGACUUCCCCUUUAUCAUUGUCAGCUUAACCCCAUAGAAUUAAUUUGGGCUAAAGUAAAGACUGAAGUGAAAAAGUACGAUUCAAAUACCAACCAGACGUUAAAAGGGGUUGAAGAAAUAACUAAGAGUGCAAUAGACAGAGUAACUUCACAAGACUGGAAGAAAUGUAUAUGUCAUACAAGACUGGUAGAAGAUGAGUAUAGAAGGAAAGACAUUGCUCUUGAACAUCUAACAGACAAUUUGGUGAUAAACACCGAUGAUGACAGUAGUGAAUCUGACAAUGAUGAAUGA